Osmerus eperlanus (European smelt) is the source of this 4579-nucleotide messenger RNA. It is a transcript of the gene pank1a, whose product is annotated as pantothenate kinase 1a. Bases 376 to 1716 code for a protein of 446 amino acids. The transcript has 7 exons. Lineage: Eukaryota; Metazoa; Chordata; Actinopteri; Osmeriformes; Osmeridae. Gene Ontology annotation, molecular function: ATP binding; pantothenate kinase activity. Gene Ontology annotation, biological process: coenzyme A biosynthetic process. The record is from RefSeq and is a predicted model, not a curated record. Gene Ontology annotation, cellular component: cytosol; nucleus.
GGCUACCCAUGGAAAUCUAGAAAAGGGCAAACGAGUUUAGGAACCGUGACGUAGCCGUCACACCGGCUGGUUGACUGACUUCAAAGCUUUGGCAGUGUAGCUAGUGCUGUGAGAAUGACCGACAGUGACCUCAAACAAACCGUGUUUUGACGGCUAGGAGAGCACCUUUUCGCCUUUUGAUUAGCAAUUUUGUAGAACAUAUUUCGUUUUUGCCAAGAGGGAUCCUUGUAGUCUAGCCAAAGAGAGAAAUUAAAUAUUAAUUUCGCUGAGUGUAGUGGUUGCUUUUUGGGCGCACGAGUGACCUCAUUGCCUCGCUUUGGUAGCACGUCAAGCGCGGCGCUGUAUGGUUAUUAGCAGCUAUAGCUAGCAAAAACAAUGGAUAAAGCCAAAUCUAUGAUAGACAAAAAAGGACAUUGUUAUACAAAUGGACUGCAACGGGACCUUCAUGCUCAGGUUAGCAACGGCAUCUGCAGUGCAUACAGUUCUAGCGCUAACACUAGUGGGGACAGCAGCAAUAUCGUUUCUGAAAAUCUCCAUCCCGACGAUGACCAACUGAAUGGGUCCCCUGCAAAGAGAUGCAGGUUACGACGUCGAGUCGAGUCCCUGAAGAGGAAUAGACCACCCUUCCCCUGGUUUGGCAUGGACAUCGGGGGCACGCUGGUGAAGCUGGUCUACUUCGAGCCCAAGGACAUCACGGCGGAGGAGGAGCAGGAGGAGGUGGAGAACCUGAAGAGCAUCCGCCGCUACCUCCUGUCCAACGUGGCCUACGGCAAGACGGGCGUGCGCGACGUGCACCUGGAGCUCCGCAACCUGACCAUGUGCGGCCGCACGGGGAACCUGCACUUCAUCCGCUUCCCCACGCAGGCCAUGCACCGCUUCAUCCAGAUGGGCCGCGACAAGAACUUCUCCAGCCUGCACACCACGCUCUGCGCCACCGGGGGAGGGGCCUACAAGUUUGAGAAUGACUUCAUGGCGAUGGCUGACCUGGAGCUGCUGAAGCUGGAUGAGCUGGACUGUCUGAUCCACGGCCUGCUCUUUGUGGACCAGGUGGGCUUCAACGGCCACCCAGAGUGCUACUUCUUUGAGAACCCGUCGGACACGCAGAGCUGCGUGAAGCGCCCCUGCAGCCUGGAAGACCCCUUCCCCAUGCUGCUGGUCAACAUCGGCUCCGGGGUCAGCAUCCUGGCCGUCCACUCCCAGGACCAGUAUAAACGGGUCACCGGCACCAGUCUGGGAGGUGGUACGUUCCUGGGCCUGUGCUGCUUGCUGACUGGCUGUGAGACAUUUGAGGAGGCAUUGGAGAUGGCCAGUAAAGGGGACUCGACCAAUGUAGACAAGCUGGUGAAGGACAUCUACGGAGGAGACUAUGAACGCUUUGGUCUGCAGGGCUCGGCAGUCGCCUCCAGCUUCGGACAGAUGAUGUGUAAGGAUAAGAGGGACAGCAUCAGUAAGGAGGACCUGGCCAGGGCCAUGCUGGUCUCCAUCACCAACAACAUUGGCUCCAUUGCGCGCAUGUGUGCUGUGAACGAGAAAAUUGAACGGGUAGUUUUCGUGGGAAACUUCCUACGGAUCAACACAGUGUCUACCAAGCUUCUAGCGUACGCCAUGGACUUCUGGUCAAAGGGACAGCUCAAGGCCCUGUUCCUUGAACAUGAGGGGUACUUUGGGGCAGUUGGGGCAUUAAUGGAGCUGUUAAAAACCCCAGAGGAGUCCUGAGGUGGAUGUCAUCGACACAUCAACCCACCGUGCUGCUGGAAGGUUCUUUCUGAGAUCGCUACAGGAAACGAAAAAGAAAACGGAUACCGGAAAAAGCCAUUUAAUAAUUUAACAACUUGUAAAUAUCCUCCAUCUCCCUAAAUCCCUAAAAAUAGAGAUUUUUUAUUAUUGUGACUAAUUUAAAGGUUUAGUGUAAUCCCUGGUUGGUUUAUGUGUCCAGGGACAUGUUAUAGAGUUGUGCAUGUUAAAAUAUUUGGUACUCUGCGUAAAUGGCUACUGUAAGAAGUCUAGCGAUACUUUACAGUGCACUAAAGCCAAAACCUGUUAGGUUUCUAUCAGUCUUUCUUUCCAGUCUAGUUAGAAAAAGGGAAAAGUAUUCAUUCUCCUGCUGUUUCUUCAUCUCCCUCCUUCUGAAUCUCCCUACAAAACAUGGCCUUCGCUUUUCCUCCUCUACCCUUGAACAACACACUGUUGAUAGGUAAAAGUUGGGGAUUUGCUUCAGUCUUAUCAAAUGCAGGGACCAACAGGCUGGGUUGAUGAGGCUAGUCUCCUAUUAGCAGGACCUCUCACUCGUCGACAGGAUGCAGCUGUUCCCUUUUUACAGGUGUUCCUUCCAUCGCCGUUGGUAUGAGACUUUUAGGGUGUGGUGGGGGCUGGGUACCUUGGUGUUUUCCCAGGCACCGCACCGCCCCAAAGCUGAACUCUGAGCGCCUACCUUACCCUCAUAUCUGCCUUCUCUGUCUCUAAGAGAGCGUGCCCUUCCCACACUGUCUUGUCCAGACCCCUGCCCUGCCCAACCAACCCAGGGGUAUGUUCGGAUGUGAAACCGUUCACAACAAUGUGAAUUUCAUCAUCAUGCUCUAAUAACAUAUUGAUGGAAUGACUGGCAAAAUGUCGGUGUAUGAUUUUAACAUUCUGUCUGCAGUCUUUCUCUGUUGGAAUUGUAGGGGGACUUUUACUGUAGAUCUGUUGUCUUCCAGAUUGAUAUUGGAAAUCAUCGAUUUCUAGUUAUUUCAAAUGAAUAUGCUUGAAAGACUUUAACACUAUACCAAGUGUGCAUUCAUUACCUAUUACUAUAGGUAGCAGGAAUGCCAAUCACAACUGACCAGCCAAUUGUUCAUUAAUGCAUGUACAAUGAUGCAACCACCAGUACAGUACAGAAUGAUUUCUGUACUUUCUAAUGUUGCAUUUUGGCAACCCCCUCUGAAACAGAAUGUCAAUCCUGUGUCCGGUGUUAGGACAUCCCAGAAGGUUCUGAUCCCUGUGAUUUAUAUGUUUGUGUGUUCCGACGGUGUCUGUUCUGCCUUCCUUCUUUUCUUAUUGAUCUCAGUGACCUCACCCAGUCAGGUGCCACUUUGGAUAGCCCCUAUUGGCUACUCUGUGCCACCCUACCUUCAUCUCAACCCUGAUUGGUUGCCUUUGUGUUACUCUACAUGUCAGUGCCCUACACUUUCCUAUGUUUGUUGUUGUUGUUGUUGUUGUUUUUUACUCAUUGAGCAUUUCUGUUUUGUUGCUUUCCUGUUUUUCACAUGCUUUUCUAUGUUUCUGCCCAGUUAGAUCAUAAGGAAUAGUUGAUUGAGAAUUAUUCUCUGGUACUCUCUUUUUUUUUGUGAACUUGGUUUGCUGGAAGUAUAUACCUGUUGCCAUGUUUAAUGCUGGGGGACAAAUCCUUAUUCUGAAAUGGGAGGAUAAAUGUUUGUAUUUUAUUAUAAUUUAAAAAAAUUGUAGGUUAAGCUUUCAGUUGUCUGUGAUAGCUAAUAAUGCUAGCAUGACUUGUCCCCAUAUGCAUUUAUGCACUUAUAAAUCUGAAUAGCUGGAUCUCUAUGUAAAGUUCUCUGCUGCUCCUAACUCCAGUUUACUGGUCUAACCUUUCUGUCUGAGGAAAGGAAUGACACAUGAUUUAUGUUUGACCCCUUACAGAAGAUGACUGGAGAUUAGAUUUUUGUUUUUAAAGUGAAGACUACUUGUUCCAGUCUAUAGUGUAUUAACUGCAUUAUCGUAACCAAUGAGGCCAUCUCAGGGCUCUUUAAGAUUACAGAUUGUGGUGUCCCUGUGCUGGAUGUGAUUGGAUAGUAUGAUCCCAGUUUAUAGUAUGUAGCCCAGUGUAUGUAGUUAACAUAUUUGAAGCUUUAUCUCUCCUUUGGAUCCAUAUAUAUAUAUACGCCUAUUUGACACUCCAGAAGACCACCUUUUAAAUCUAGUAUUACAUUUUGGUGCAUGAAAUCUAAAAAAUCAUUGUUUACGGCUGAGGCCUUAUUCGGAGUGUACAAAAUGUAUUCAUCAAAUUAACAUGCGUCUAGUCCCAUUCUAAAGACCAUAGAUUUAGAGUGAAGAUCUAAAAGUAUCCCGCCCACCCUCAACAUUAAACAGUGUUCCUGAUCAGACAGGGCCUGGAUGACAGGGAUGAAAACUAGUUACACAGUAGCUUCUCUAUUUGAUUUCCAUGUGAAGAUCAAAACUGUGCACAAUAACCAAUAACAAGCAAGCAUUGCUGGGUUAAAUUCUUAAAUGUCUCUAAGAAUCCUGUUUGUAAGAUUGAAUUGAUUAUGUUUCUAGCUGCUGUUUUGAGUGAACAUUACUAACUGGGUUGUUAUAUUUAGCAGAUGGACCAGGUCAGGUCUGUAUUACUGUCAAUGUGAUUGUAGAAAAUUGUAAAUAUUAUAUUCACCGGCAAUCUGUUAAGAAUAUGUCGGACCUACUGUUGGUGGUGUAUUAUUGCUGUUAAAUUUGUCUUGAAAAGAAAAUAUAACAGAGUAACGGAUAAUUUGCUGCUGCUGAGUGCAAUGUGCUUAUGUGAAUAGAUUUCGUUUUUCUAAAAAGAAAUACAAUUUGUACAAAGGGAAUAAACAAAACUACAAGAGUG